AUGUCUUAUAUCUACAGAACCGUGGGCGUGAGAUAUAAUUAUAAUGAAUUCAUCUUCCUAGGUUAAAAACUCAUAUACCUGCGUAACAUUUCUCUGUUCAGGAAACAACGAAAUAAAACUAGUUUCAUUAAUAAAAUCAUAGGAUUUUCGAGAUUGAAGGAGAGAGAUAAAGAGAUUGGAAAUGGAGGAGGGGUUGUUAUUGAAGAAGAAGGUAGGAAAAGAAAGAGAGAUAAAAGUAGGAUACAAAGAAAUAGCAGAAGAAAUUAAGAGGGUGAGUUGGGUUGCAGGUCCAAUGGUGGCGGUACUAAUGUCACAGUAUUUAUUACAAGUAGUGUCAUUGAUGAUGGUAGGUCAUCUUGGCGCACUCUAUCUUUCCAGUACAGCACUCGCUGUUUCUCUGGCUGCCGUCACCGGGUUUAGCCUCUUGCUAGGAAUGGCUGGUGCAUUGGAGACUAUAAGUGGCCAAGCUUAUGGAGCACAACAAUACCAAAAACUGGGAACUCAAACAUACACUGCCAUUUUCUCUCUUUCCUUAUUUAGCAUCCCACUCUGCAUCAUAUGGAUUUAUAUGGGGAACAUCCUCGUUUUCAUAGGCCAAGACCCUUCCAUUGCACAUGAAGCUGGUAGAUUCAUGACAUAUCUUACACCCACUCUCUUUGCUUAUGCCGUAUUUCAACCCUUGCUUCGAUACUUCCAAUCCCAAAGUUUGGUCGUGCCCAUGGUCGUAAGCUCCGUUGCUACUCUUUGCCUACACAUACCUCUCUGUUGGGCUUUGGUAUUCAAAUCUGGGCUAGGAAAUCUUGGAGGCGCGGUUGCAAUGAGUUUAUCAAAUUGGUUGAGUGCCAUUUUUCUGGUAUUAUAUAUGAAGUUAUCUCCCUCGUGUGCACCUACUCGUUCUCCACUCUCCAUGGAAAUCUUCCAUGGAAUUGGGGAGUUUCUUCAGUUUGCUAUUCCUUCAGCUUCGAUGAUUUGCUUAGAGUGGUGGUCCUUUGAGCUGCUGAUUUUACUAUCUGGAUUUCUAACAAAUCCAGAACUCGAGACUUCUGUUUUGUCUGUGUGCCUGACAACCAUUUCAACACUCUUCUCAAUACCUUAUGGAAUAUCAGCUGCUGCAAGCACACGAAUUGCCAAUGAACUUGGGGCUGGAAACCCACAGGCAGCUCGUAUAGCAGCCUGUGGAGUUUCGGUAUUAGGGGUCGCAAAUGGUUUAGUUGUUAGCUCAGUCCUCUUUGCCAGUCGGAAAGUUUUUGGCUACUGUUUCAGUAGUGACAAGGAAGUUGUAGACUAUGUCACCACUAUGGCACCCCUUGUCUGUGUUAAUAUUCUAUUAGACAGCACACAAGCAGUUCUUUCAGGUGUUGCUAGAGGGUGCGGGUGGCAACAUAUAGGUUCGUUGGUGAAUCUGGCUGCGUUCUAUCUUGUAGGCAUUCCGGUCGCAGCUGUGUUAGGCUUCUGGAUGCAAAUGAGAGGAAGGGGCCUUUGGAUUGGAGUUAUGUGUGGUGCUUUGACGCAGUGUGCACUGCUGGCGCUUGUAACGGGUCGUACCAAUUGGAAAGAGGAGGCAAAGAAAGCAAGAAAAAGACUAGCGGAACAAACUUCUAGUGGAGUUUAUGUAGAUGAGCCAAGACCACUGAUAAACUAAGUUUUUCCAUCAUUAUAUACUAUGUAAUUUUUUGGGGUAAUUUUAAAUGAUAAUCCCAUGUUUUUGCUUCGAUAAUCAAGAAUAUAAAUUUAUUAUGAAAUGGCCAUGUAUUUUUGUUUAUUGUA
This is a messenger RNA of Beta vulgaris subsp. vulgaris (sugar beet), 1767 nucleotides long. Its product is annotated as protein DETOXIFICATION 12. Bases 182 to 1642 code for a protein of 486 amino acids. Gene Ontology annotation, cellular component: membrane. The record is from RefSeq and is a predicted model, not a curated record. The transcript has 7 exons. Gene Ontology annotation, molecular function: xenobiotic transmembrane transporter activity; antiporter activity. NCBI's taxonomy places the organism in Eukaryota, Viridiplantae, Streptophyta, Magnoliopsida, Caryophyllales, Amaranthaceae. Gene Ontology annotation, biological process: xenobiotic detoxification by transmembrane export across the plasma membrane.